GAGGGGGAAGCAGGAGGGUUCACGAAGGCUGGCUGGGGUCGCCCAGUUUCUGUUUGUUUGAAUUCCCUUCUCCGGCUUCUCCUCCUCCUCCUCCUCCAAGCAGGAGGGACAGCCGGGAGCAGCAGAAUGGCGUGUUCCUUGACCCGAGGCCAAGAGGAACAGGUGGCCCGAAAGGCAGGGAGCGCAACAAGCUCAUAACCGCCUGAGUCCUGGGGUAAAAGAUACUGUCCCUCUCCCGGCACUUAAUCCAGCUCCGUUACACCGAGUAUAGAAGCGGGACAGCGCCGUCCUACUUUUAAUCCUCGGCUGGCGGCCCUUGGGGACGGUGGGGACGGGGCUCCCCAACUCUGCACGUUUCUGCGGGACACCAAAGUCUCAGAGAGAGAGAGAGAGAGAGCUCCCGGAAGACAGGAAACCAUGGAAAAGGAUGGCGAUUCUUGCAGUGCUCACGACACCGGAGGCGGAGGAGGAGGAGGAGAAGCGGCGGUGGGUCCACCAGAACUGAAGGAAGAACUGAAAGCCAGCCCUGAAGGGUCCUCCCAGAUCGCUGAAGGAAGUAGCCCCCCAAGUGGAGCCCAAGGAACGGAGGAAAGCCACGGCCACGCCGGUGAGCCGAGCGCUGUCGAAGCCGGAGCGGGACAGGGCCCGGGGGAGGAUGCCAAGAGAGAGGCGGAAAACCAAACACACCCAGAAAGCGCCCAACAGAAGCACCUGCCCCUUCAGCAAAGCUUCAGCUGCCCGGCCAAUGUGCCCAGCUUAGGAGAUAUUCCCGAGGAGACGUCGGAGGGUCCCCAAAAGCAGAACCAGAAAGAUUUCGUUCCCACCUCCGGCCAAGCUGUAGAAUCCAUGCCUGCCGCGGCAGGAGAAGACUCUGGCCUGACGCCGGAGCCCACCGGAGAACCGCCGAGCCCAGCUGAGAAGGAAGCAGAGCGGACCUCGACCGAGCCGCCGAAGGAGGCUCCAGAAAGCACAGGCGCGGAUGCCGGGGUCACGAUCCCUGCAGAGAAGCCCCAACCGGCAGAGCAGCCACCUGCAGAAAAGGGGGAGGCCCCGGCCUCACCGGCAGACCAGGGGGCUCCUCCCGUGCCAGAAUCCCCCUCCAGCCCUUACCUCACGGCGAACUUUGGCAAAGAGGACCCUCUGAUUUUGGACGACACUCCGCCGCCCCCUGCACCUUUCCCCCAUCGCAUCGUCAAACUGAGAACCGGAGAAUUCAAAGACGUCUACAGCAUCAACACCAAGCAGAUGCUGGGAGGGGGGAAGUUUGGGGAAGUUCGCACGUGCACCGUGAAGGAGACCGGCCUCCAGCUUGCCGUGAAAAUUAUUAAGAAGCAGGGGCCAAAGGACACGGCAAUGGCUGAGGUGGAAAUCGACGUGAUGAAUCAGCUCAACCACAGGAACCUCAUCCAGUUAUAUGACGCCAUCGAGACCCCAAGAGAGCUGAUGCUGUUCAUGGAAUUUGUUCCAGGUGGGGAACUGUUUGAGAGGAUCAUUGACGAGGAUUACCAGCUAACGGAGGUGGACUGCAUGGUGUUUGUGCGGCAGAUCUGCGACGGCAUCCUUUUUAUGCACCAAAUGCGGGUUCUGCAUCUCGACCUUAAGCCCGAGAACAUCCUGUGCGUCACCGCCACCGGCCACAUGGUGAAGAUCAUUGAUUUUGGACUCGCCAGAAGGUUCAACCCCAGAGAGAAGCUGAAAGUGAAUUUUGGGACGCCGGAGUUCCUGUCGCCGGAGGUGGUCAGUUACGAGCAGGUCUCCUACACCACGGACAUGUGGAGCAUGGGGGUCAUCACCUACAUGCUGCUGAGCGGACUCUCCCCUUUCUUGGGGGACAACGAUACGGAAACCCUGAACAACGUCUUGGCUGCCAAUUGGUAUUUCGAUGAGGAGGCCUUUGAAGGAAUCUCUGACGAAGCGAAGGACUUUGUCUCCAACUUGAUUAUCAAGGAGAAAAGUGGACGUAUGAAUGCCGCACAGUGCCUCCAGCACCCAUGGCUGAACAACUUGGCAGACAAGGCAAAGCAUGUGAACCGGCGGCUGAAAUCCCAAGUCCUGCUCCGGAAAUAUGUGAUGCGGAGGCGCUGGAAGAAAAACUUCAUUGGCGUUUGCGCGGCGAACCGCUUCAAGAAGAUCACCAGUUCGGGCUCUUUGACCGCACUGGGGGUCUGAUCGAGGGGAGGCGUCCGGACGUUCCUGUCGGCAUCGAGCGAUGUGCCAAUGGAAGGGCGGAGGGGGGAAAAAACCAUCCCCAAAGGGAAGCUUGAACUGCAUUUUGUUUGGAGCGCCCCGUGCAAUCCUGGAAACUGUGCCUCCAAGAGACACACAAACACAACACACACACCCUCUCGGGACCGGCCGGCUGUUUCUGCCUCCCAGGAAGGUGGGCCGAUGCCUGGCUUGAAAACUCUGGAGGGUAGGCACCAUCGGUGUGUCUUACGAAGCUUGUCCUCUUUUCCCUGUGCAAUUUUCCCAGUCGGGGAUCCUGUCCCCCACUGGCCGACGUGAGCCUUCUCCUCUUCUGGUCUCUGCUACUCCCUGGAUAUCCCAACUGUUGUGUUCUUCCCCCGCGGGACUCAGCCCCAUCCUCAAAGCCUGCUUCCGCAGAUGAUCCUUGCUAUCGCACGGCCAUGGCACACCUCACCCAUGCUCCACUCAAGAGGCUUGCGGCUUUCAGUCUGGACCUUUCCCACCACACCACGGUCGACCGAAUCCUCCUGGGCUUCACCUUGACUCUGUUCUCUAACCCCCGUUUGCUACCUUGGCUUUUUGCUCCAGGGGAAUGACGUCUUGAGCUCUGCCUCUGGAGGACCCUGCAGCAGGACCCCCCUCCUCUCUCCCCCCCCCACUGCUCUGUGUGGGCGUUUGCUUUCUUCCAGUUGAGGAAAGGAGCUGCCAAAAAACUGUGCUGUCGAGAUUUUAACCUCUUGAUUAGGAUGAGAACCUCUCCCCGCUUUGCAAAAUGCCUUCUCUAUUUUGGAAAUGAGGCCGGCAACAGAACUGGACCCUGAACAGAACUCUCUUUGUUUAAAAAACACAUCAACCAUGCUUGAAGUGGGAAAAGCCAACUGGACAUAACCCCAGGAGUUUUUCCCAGUCUCCUUGUGCAACCGCUUGCGUUGUGAAGGGGCGUCGGGAGCGAAAUGCCACAUUUGGCUUGCUUUCUGAUUGCUCCCACUGGACUGCCUGGCUGAAACCCUGAAGCUGUCUUCUUCUUUGGAUGGGGUGGCCCGCUUUGCUCGGCCCCUGCUGCCUUGGCUUCGCCAUUUCUGGCAUCUCUCCCUUCUGUGCUUGUCAUGGCAGCCGGAGAAUCCCACCUCGCCCCAACCC
Molecule: messenger RNA, 3327 nt
Organism: Pogona vitticeps (central bearded dragon)
Lineage: Eukaryota; Metazoa; Chordata; Lepidosauria; Squamata; Agamidae
Gene: MYLK2
Product: myosin light chain kinase 2
Biological process (GO): protein phosphorylation
Molecular function (GO): ATP binding; protein kinase activity
Source: RefSeq, a predicted model, not a curated record